AUGAAGUGCACGCUCGGCAAGCCAAAAGCAGGAAGGCCCUGGAGGAUGAUGGUGAUCAAUAUGACGCUCAUGUCGUACUGCUACGCCGUGCAGAUCUUCCUCAUCUGGCGCACCGGGCGCCUCUGGUGGAUGGACCACGUCAGGGCCCGCUUCAUCGACAACAAGGGCAAAACGGUCGACGUCCUGAGCCCGGAGGCCGUCUUCAGGAGAUGGACCGAGAACAGGGCGUGGAGGGCGCUGAGGACGUGUCUCUUCGGCGUGUGGUACUUCCUCGCGUCGGAGGUCGAGACGAUGCUGGGGCUGUCGGCCUACUUCGGGUUCGGGGUAUACUCGCUGGUGGACGACCGGAGCAGGACGUGCGGCACGAGGAAGACGGGCUGGUCUUCAGCCAGCUGGCACUCGAAGGAGAUCGAGGAAUCCGACGCCAAGGAGCUGGACAGCUGCCCCUCGAAGGGGCCCUGA
Messenger RNA from Colletotrichum destructivum, 462 nucleotides. RefSeq lists its product as uncharacterized. The transcript has 2 exons. The coding region runs from base 1 to 462 and encodes 153 amino acids. The record is from RefSeq and is a predicted model, not a curated record. NCBI's taxonomy places the organism in Eukaryota, Fungi, Ascomycota, Sordariomycetes, Glomerellales, Glomerellaceae.